This is a messenger RNA of Paralichthys olivaceus (Japanese flounder), 3469 nucleotides long. Lineage: Eukaryota; Metazoa; Chordata; Actinopteri; Pleuronectiformes; Paralichthyidae. The record is from RefSeq and is a predicted model, not a curated record.
UUCCUGUGUGUUGAAUCACCACGUGUUUCUUUCAGCUGAUCAGUUAAAGGGACCGGCAGCUCCCAGCCAAUCAGCGUGGAGCUCAGACAGAUGACGUCAAGGAGAGCCAAUGUAAAUGCACGAAGGGCGGGGCCCCGCGAAAACACGAACGGUUGACUUGCUAACGUUUAGCAUUAGCUGACAAACACACACGCACGCACACACACACACACCGCAGCAGAGCUACUCACGCGCUGCUCCCGCCCUCUGAGCCGCGGGAAGCGAGGCUUCCGGUUUGUUUUAACGUUAAACCGGUUUCACUCGUUGUUUUUACUCACGUUAAUCUGGUUCACGUUAACGUUCGCGUCUUUUUAACGUCACCGGACAAACUCACCGAGCUCACGCGGAAACCACAGCAGCUGUUUAUAUACAUGGCGGUGAGCGGCGCCCCCGUGUGGCGGGAGGAGUAGAGGUCCUCUCCCGGUAGAGAUGGUUCACUCCAUUUGUCCCAUUCGUUUUUACUCGUGUGAUGAUAAAGUGAAUUAUUGCUAACCGCGCUAAAUGUGAACACGAGUCACGUCUUCAACUCUGUAACAUCCGGUAGCAACCGCUGAGUUUAUUUCACCCGUUUGAACCCGGAAGUGAAACAUGUAAUAUGUCGUGAACCGGAAGUAGUUUAGCAGUGAACGUGCUUCAUCAACGUGUUUGUGGAGAAAAAGAGAAAAGGUUAAGAAACUCACCAUGACGUCGUUGGCUCACCAGCUGAAGAGGCUGGCACUGCCUCAGAACGACCCCGCCUUGCUGAAUCGUAAAGAGGUCGUCUCGCUGCUCUUUGACCCCAAAGAUGCUGCGUCCAUGGACAAAAACAACUUCUACGCCCUCGGCUGUACUGGGCUGGAGGAGCUGCUGGGAAUCGAACCAGCGUUUCUGGAGUUCCAGGACACUUUGUUCAGCCGGGCCUCGCUGACGCUGGAGCGCAGUGUCCAGUCCAAAGAGGUCAAUGAGAAGCUGGAUGCCAGCAUCUCGCUCUUCCUCACCCGCCUCUCUCCGUACUUCCUCCUUAAACCAGCUCACAAGUGCAUCGAGUGGCUUGUUCACCGCUUCCAUGUCCACCUGUACAACGCAGACAGCCUGCUGGCGUGUGCGCUGCCGUACCACGACACCAACGUGUUUGUCAGAGUCCUGCAGCUGCUCAGGAUCAGAGACGCCACCAACCGAUGGAACUGGCUGCACUGCCUGCAGAAACCAGGUGUGCCGUUGUCCAGAGGAGCUCUGAUCACUCACUGCUACACAGACCUGAGCUUCAUGGACUUCAUCUGCAGCAUAGUCACAAAGUCCAUCCAGGCGUACUCAGGACACUCUGGCAGUUGCUCUCAGCUCAGAGUGAUCUUCUCAUUCUACGCCUCCACCAUCGUCCCCACUCUGGACGCCGUGGACAAGGUGUCUGACACCAUCAUUUCCAAACUGUUGCCGUACGUUCAGAGGGGUCUGAAGUCGCCGCUUAGCGACUACAAAGCCGCUACCUACAUGAUCGUGUGCCAGCUGGCAGUGAAGGUGGUGAUGGAGGCGAGUCUGGUCGACAGCCUCGCUGUGCACAUCAGCAAGUCGCUGGUCAAAGAGCCUGUCUUGGCUAAAGAAGGUCUGGGCUGCCUCAUCGUGCUGCUGCAGAAUCAGAAGGAGGGCGCCGCCGGGCCCAGAGCCUUCACCCGCCUCUGCUCGAUGCCGUCGCUGGCUUCCACACUACAGGUCAUGGCGGCGGUUCACGAUGUCAGUCCUCUGUUGCGUCACCUGCUUCCUCACCUGAUCCACCACAUCUUUACCAGCAGCUCAGGUGAAGCAGAGACGGACAAGCUCAGCGUCCUGGAGUCUGUCCUGAAGUCUGUGCCUCUCACCAGAGGCCUGGAUCAAACUGUGGCUCGUUUGUUGCUGGAUGAGUAUCUGACUCAGACUGAGCUCUCUGCUGAAAACCUCUGUGCCCUCGACCAGCGCCUGCUGCCUCUGGUCCGACUGUUCGAGUCCAGAUACUGUGGAGCUGUGGACGGCCUCCUCGCAGGUCAUGUGACCGACCUCAGCAGCCCUGAGCAGAAACAUCUUUUCCACCAGUUUCUCUCUCUCUCACUGAGCAGUGGAAAGUACCAGAUUUUGGGCGACUCGGACACGUCGCUGCUCCUCAGUCUGAAACACCCGCUGCCUUCAGUCAGAGUCUCUGCUGUGGAGCACCUGAUGAGCAUCAUCACCUCCGGACAGCAGCAGCAGAGUCUGGAUGAAGACUUCCUGAAAGACGCCGUAAUUGACCGUGUGAAGGACGACGUUCCAGAGGUUGUGACGGCUGCUCUGAAAGUCCUGGAGGUUUUGUUUGAUGUUUUUGAUCCUGAAGAAACGUUGUCGUGUUUAAUGUCACUGAUGGUCCGAGUCGACCUGUGUGUGUCCGAGCACUGGCUGCCGGUGCUGAAAGAGGCGGUGCGUUUACUGACCGACCCGCGGCUGGGAAAGGGCGACGUCGAGCGGGUGCAAAGAAUAGGCUGGAGGCUGCUGCCCUUCCUUGUGGUCACCGGUGCUCGGGCAGACUCCGCCCAGCUCAGCCUCACCUCCUGCAUCGCUCGGUCCUCCGUCCUCGCUCAACACCCGCUCGCCUUCAACUGGGCUGAAGAAAUGGACGAGCUGAUGAAGAGAAGCUCUGAACACGGAUUUGUGGGUUUAGUCAACCAGAGUCUCGUCUCCACGUUAACCAAGAACCUGGCGAACAUGGAGCACUUCUCCAAACGAGACGCUUUGGAGAAGUUGGUUUCUCUGGUGGAGCAGCAGUGGAGCUCCAACCUCAGAGAGAGGACGUCCUUCUUGGUUCUGACCCGGACUCUGCUGCUCUGCCUCGGGGAGCUGAGCGAGACGCAGCACCUGCUCACCGCCCAGAGGGUCUUCUCGCUGUUGGAGCCCCCCCUGCUGGAGCUCAUUGCCAGGGACGAUGAUGUCCAGAAAGUUGGGCGUCCUGUGUCCGUCCCCUCCUUGUUCUCCGAGGCUCUGACCUUGUACCUGAGCAGGUGUGAGCAGCAGCCGGGUGAACGGCUCGUUGCAGAGUUUGGCUUCGUCCUCUUCUCUCUGCUGCGAGACUUCACCUCCACUCUCAAAUGUGACGACGCCUCUUUUAAAGGUGAGGUUUGGUGGAACCCGGAGAAGAUGGACACCAACACCUGCUGUUACCUGGGAUUAAUCUGCCGCCUCUUCAGUGUUGUCAUCAGUGGCGCCGGAGAUGGACCGACAGCCGGGAGCUUUAGGGAGAUGAUGAAACUGCUCGUCCAGGUUCACCUGCCCGAGCCGCUGAUGCUAUUCAGGUUCCUGUGCAUGCUGUGGGGAUAUGGCAGUAACCACGGCGACCAGCUGGAUGUGAAGGUUGACGCUGUCCUGCAGACUCAGGCUCUGUACAUGGGCCAAGCUGUGCUGAGCGUCCAGCCCGCCACCGUGCUGCAGGAGCUGGCUGCGGCCAACUCCCCCG